Molecule: messenger RNA, 1158 nt
Organism: Trichoderma harzianum CBS 226.95
Lineage: Eukaryota; Fungi; Ascomycota; Sordariomycetes; Hypocreales; Hypocreaceae
Exons: 1
Coding region: 1-1158 (385 amino acids)
Source: RefSeq, a predicted model, not a curated record
AUGGUUCUGCUCCAUUCACAUGUGCGGUCCUUUCGAAACCGAGCCGCUUUGGGCCAAAGGGACUGGAAACACCUGGUCGGUAGACUUGAGAGCAAGUCGCUAGCGGACGAUAUUGGCCAGAUACCUAACCUGAUUGGUGUCUACGCUCUUCACGCCCCUUGCAAGGCCGAGUCUGCUCAUGACGAAAUGGCCUAUGUUGGCCAAGCCUGCUCGUUAUCAGGUUUCGACUCCACUCGUUGGGGGAUUCAACUGAGAGCCAGGGGACACCUUAACGAAAUCGAUCGGCAUAAGCGACUUCAACAUUCUCAGGUCAAGGAACGCCGUAGUUGGAUCUACAAGAAACUUUCGCACGAGGACACUGAGGAAGUUUUCCACUGCGUAUUAUCUACGCUCCCUUUCCCCAGAGACGACACGCAAGAGGCAUCAUUGCACCUACCCUUUCUUUUGACAUUGAUGGAGGCAAUCGACAUGAUCUAUCUUGAAACGCUGAAUCCCCAAUCUGUCCAAACUGCCGAAGCAUGGGGAGCGAACUUCGUAUCUGAUCUCAGGCCCAAAGAGAUGCCGUGCUCGCCUUUCUAUGGUCUGAAUCAAGCACUCCCUAUCAAGCAGAAUCAUAGGCGUUUCGGAAUAUCGCUGACUGCUAAUUUGACACUCGCCGAGUGUCUUACAUUCAUUAAGACUGUCAAUGAUAAUGCGGAUCAAGUUUAUCCCGCAGGACAUGUCAUUGAUUGGGCCUUUUUGAUCUCUCGGUUGAGCGAGCAAGGGAUUCAAAGAGAUGAACGAACCAUCAAGAGACUUCAUCAGACGUUGUCCGCCCAGCGCGAUUCGGGGAUGAUGACAAAGAGGACUCGCUGUUGGCAGCGUCGCUUCGGCCGAAUCUACGAACUGAAGAGCUUUCUUGAACGAGAAAAACUGGUCGAGUCUCCGCAGGGUAGCCAUGAUUUAUACUACCAUAUUCCAAAAAUGGAAGAUCAGCCUAUGACGUCUUACCAUCUUGUCAACUUCCUUGCCGAACGGGGUUUUGACCAAAACAUUGACCGAGAAUUCCGUAUUGGAAUUUUGGACUUUCUCCCCUAUCUGCUUGAAAGAAGCGUCUGGGAAAGAAUCUCAGGCAAGUCUUGUCCGGGAAUCUCAUUUGCUCAAUGUCCAGUGAACUGA